AUGUCGUUCCCGCCGCAGUUCCAAUCCCCCGGGGGAUUCCACCUCGACACCUCGACGAGGCCCGGCCAGCCGCUGCACGCGAAUAUCUUCCGCCCGCCUCCGUCGCCUACAGCAUCGAGCUACAACCUCGCGAAAUCGACCGGGAGUCUGCUCUCCGAUAUUUCCAUGUCGACCGCUGCACAUACGGGGACAGCAAAGCGGAAACGAGCGAGGACAAGGGAGUCGACGCCGCUGGACUGGCAUAUGAACAUGGAGGGUGCCUUCGACGGCCGCGAGGAAGAGAGAAGCCGGGAGUCUAGGUACACGCUGGCAGGAGAAAUUAGCACCACCCCGGCGGUGCCCGCGGUCGGUGCCAUGGACGGUCUAUUAGAGGACAGCGUUUACUCCGACGUUGACUACAGGAGAGCAUUAGGCCCGAAGGCAAUACCCGGAGCCGAAUCGCCGUCGACGCAAAUACCCCUCGACCGUCCUACGGACGCGCCGAGCUCGGCGACUUGGAGCUUAUUUAGCUUCCAGACAAUAGGUGACAUGGUUGGCAAGGUUUGGGAGUUCUGCACGAAAGGGGCUUUCAGGGGUUUCCAGGCGGGAGGCGGCCAGGGAUACAACGUGAACGGGUCAACAGUAACGGAGACAACAGGACAACCGUGGGGGCCAGAACCGGAUACACCCAUACGACCUCCCGAGGACACUCCCAUGACACAAGACGCGCCGUCGUACUUCCCCCAGCCAACACCCCAGCCAGCACCCCAGCCAGCACCCCAGCCAGCACAAACCCCCUCCUCACCCGUCUACCAUGAACUCGACACAUUCGACUCCACACCUCAGCCCGCCGCUAAACGGCGGCAGGUCAGCGCGAACAAUGACGAGCUCAGGAACUGGGUGGUGGUCGACGAGCCCAACAACCAACCGCCGAAACGAUUCGCUGCCGAAGUCAAGGCAGCUGCUGCCAGAACCAGCGGUUUGGCACGGCCCCGGCCAAGCUACUGUUCUCAAACAUCUGCCAGCGCCCAACGCCGCACCGCUGCACCGUCGCAAAGGUUUACAGGCGGCACGCCGACUCUGCCGCGGAUAGCGACUCGCCCUUCACUCCGCAUCUCCCACGGCGGCUCGCCCAACCUAGCGUCCCGCGAACCAGCGAGCUUCGCCUCGCCGCGUUCCUCCCCCCUCGGCGGCUCAACCCCAAGCCGUAUCCCCGUCCCCAUCCCGACUCACCACCGCCGCAGCCGCUCCUCCAUCUCCGCAGCCGCCUCCGCUUCCCCCCGCCCCGCGACACCGGCCGCGAAACCAGCGAGCCGCCGCCAGAGCAUCCUCCCCCGCCAACAACAACAACACCACCCUCCGCAGUCACAGCACCCGCGGCUGGACGCCGAGGCGCGGCACCUGGCGCAGCGCAAGCUGGCGGCGGAGCGGGACGCCGACGCCAAGGUCGACGCCUUCAACGCCCGGCUGCUGAGCAUGAUCCGCCAGGGGCGGGAGGCGCUGGGGACGAGGGUCGAGGUGGAGAUGGAUGAGGACGGGGAUGAGGGGAUGGGGAUGGGGGUGGGGUUGGAUGAUGUGGGGAUGGGUUAUGUGGGUGGAGGUGGGGUUGGUGGUGGUGGUGGGGGGGCGUGGGAGGAUGAUGAUUGA
Molecule: messenger RNA, 1626 nt
Organism: Chaetomium fimeti
Lineage: Eukaryota; Fungi; Ascomycota; Sordariomycetes; Sordariales; Chaetomiaceae
Exons: 3
Coding region: 1-1626 (541 amino acids)
Source: RefSeq, a predicted model, not a curated record